Molecule: messenger RNA, 651 nt
Organism: Staurois parvus
Lineage: Eukaryota; Metazoa; Chordata; Amphibia; Anura; Ranidae
Source: the annotation of a GenBank genome assembly
CCGUUCUGUAUCUGCCACCCAUCUCUGCCAAUCCUUCCACUGACCUCCACUCAGUGUCCUCCAUCUCUCUCUGCCAAUCCCUCCACUGGCCUCCACUCAGUGUCCUCCACCCCUCUCUGCCAAUCCCUCCACUGGCCUCCACUCAGUGUCCUCCACCCCUCUCUGACGAUCCCUCCACUGACCUCCACUCAGUGUCCUCCAUCUCUCUCUGCCAAUCCCUCCACUGGCCUCCACUCAGUGUCCUCCACCCCUCUCUGCCAAUCCCUCCACUGGCCUCCACUCAGUGUCCUCCAUCCCUUUCUGCCAAUCCCUCCACUGACCUCCACUCAGUGUCCUCCACCCCUCUCUGCUAAUCCCUCCACUGACCUCCACUCUGUCCUCCAUCCCUCUCUGCCAAUCCCUCCACUGGCCUCCACUCAGUGUCCUCCACCCCUCUCUGCCAAUCCCUCCACUGGCCUCCACUCAGUGUCCUCCAUCCUUCUCUGCCAAUCCCUCCACUGGCCUCCACUCAGUGUCCACCACCCCUCUCUGCCAAUCCCUCCACUGGCCUCCACUCAGUGUCCUCCAUCCCUCUCUGCCAAUCCCUCCACUGACCUCCACUCUGUCCUCCAUCCCUCUCUGCCAAUCCCUCCACUGGCCUCCACUCAGUGU